UUCUGUAUCUAACAAGCAGGUGGCGCUGUCAACACUAUGAAAUAGUACCUGUUAUGACCAACAGUUGGCGCCACCGAUACUGUUUUGGAAUUUAUUCCAAUGUGCAACUGCUUCACGACAUUCAAACCUACAAACGGCUGUUUGAGUCGCACAAAACAUGGGAAUUAAAGAUUUGUGGAGCAUCUUGCAACCGUAUUGCGAACGCAAACCACUCUAUGAGCUGCAAGGAAAACGCGUCGCAAUUGAUUUAUCAGGAUGGGUCUGCCAGGCACAAUGUAUCGCCGAUUAUCAAGUGCAACCGAAAAUGUAUCUCCGGAAUUUAUACUUUCGUACGUGUUUCCUCGUGCUACAUGACGUCCAAAUGGUGUUUGUGUUGGAAGGCAAAGCACCCACACUGAAAUAUAAAACAAUUGCAGCCAGGAAUGACUUGCAGUUCAAAGGAGCAGCACCCAAAGCACCACAAACACAGAGAGCUGCAACAACAGUUAAAAAAGGUAACACCAGAUCAAGGUUUGAUGGCAUCCUGAAACAAUGCAAAGAGAUGUUGACAUUAAUGGGCUUGGCUUGUGUUACUGGCCAGGGGGAAGCUGAAGCAAUGUGUGCACACUUAAACAAACAAAAGUUGGUUGAAGGUUGCAUAAGCCAGGACUCUGAUUGUUUUGCAUAUGGGGCUGAUAUUGUCUACAGAAACUUCUCAAUAUCCAUGCAAGGCAAUCAAACAUCAUCCGGCGGCAGUAUUGAUGUGUAUGAUUUGAACAUCAGCCGAAAAGAAAUCGAUUUCGGACGGAAUAAAGUGAUUGCACUCGCGCUUAUCUGUGGAUCUGAUUACAAUGAAGGCGUGCACGGCGUAGGGAAAGAAUCAGCGCUGAAAUUCUUCUCCACUGUCGCAGACGGAAAGGUUCUCGAUGAGAUACGCACCUGGCGCACACAUCCAGCGCAUUACGAUAAGCUAAACAUCAUCGUGAAUGAUCCCAAGAAGUGUGCGGCUUGUUCACACACAGGAAAAAAAGCAGCGCAUACACGGUUUGGUUGUCAUGCAUGCAGAACCACUCAGGGGUGUAACAUCAACGAAGAACACGCGAAUAUUCGUCUAGGUUUACAACUACGCAACAAAGCCCUGGUAAAUGAUGCAUUUCCUGAUGAAGAAUUAAUCGGGGAGUUCCUACACGAAAAGGAAACGAUGAAUCAAUUGGAUUUACAGUGGAGAAUGCCGAAUCUCGAAGGAUUUAUUGAUUUUACUCGUAAACAUCUCCAAUGGCUUGAAAUCUACGCGUUUGAGAAACUAUUCCCUAUUUUAACACGUUGGCUGGUGCAUUAUCAUCAUUCCCUCCCUAAUCAGCAGAUUAUUACAACUCCCAGGUACAUAAAAAAGAAACGCGCACCCAAAGGUAUUGCAUGUUAUGAAAUCGUAUGGAAUCACGAGCAGCUCCUGCCGUUAAUCCCGCCGGAACAGAUCGAAUGCGAGCAUGACAAGUUGUUUUCAUCAAUUGAACCACAACAUCUUGUGAUAAAAACAUUCCCAGAGCUGGUUAAAGUAUUUGAAGAGUCAAAACUUAAACCAGUCAAGCAAAAGAAGCCAAAAAUGGCUGGGAAAGUAAAGAAAAUCAGUGAUUUUGUUAAAGUUGUUAGUAAAGAUGUAACUAAAGAGUCCGAAUCACUUUUUGAUGAUGUAGAUGACGAAUACGAUGCGGAUUUGUCGCUGAUCGUCGAUGAGAUAUGCAACAAAGGAGUGCCGCUUGUUAUCAAAAAGAAAAUCAACGAAUUAGUGCAGGAGAAUGUCAAUGAAGUGAGUUUCUUUGAUUUGAAUAUGAAUGAGGAUGGAUUGGAUGCGUUUGAGCGGUCGGUGUUUGAAAUAAAUUCAUCCGAUGAUGAUGAUGAUGAUGAAUAUUGAAGGUAAAUGUAAGUAAAAUAAGUUAUUCUUUA
This is a messenger RNA of Dalotia coriaria, 1923 nucleotides long. It is a transcript of the gene Gen, whose product is annotated as XPG-like endonuclease. The record is from RefSeq and is a predicted model, not a curated record. NCBI's taxonomy places the organism in Eukaryota, Metazoa, Arthropoda, Insecta, Coleoptera, Staphylinidae. The coding region runs from base 158 to 1891 and encodes 577 amino acids. Gene Ontology annotation, molecular function: four-way junction DNA binding; 5'-flap endonuclease activity. The transcript has 5 exons.